AUGUACAUUAGGGAGGUACCUGAUGAGGUAGAUCACUGUAUUGCUCAGGGAAUAGCUACUCCGAAAGCAAGGGUUUCAAAUUCCCUCGAAGAGGGCACAACUACAUAUGGAGAUUUCCUCCUUCCGUUUAAGACAGGUGCUUUUCUAUCCAAAACGCCAGUCCUUCCAAUGAUCCUGAGAUAUCCUUACGAAAGAUUUAGUCCGGCAUGGGACACUAUAUCUGCGGUCCGCCAUGUAAUUUUGCUUCUUUGUCAAUUUGUAAAUUAUAUGGAGGUGAUCUACCUACCCAUCUACUACCCUUCAGAGCAAGAGAAAAAAGACCUGAAACUCUAUGUAAGUAAUGUACGAAAGCUAAUGGCUAGGAAGAUUCGUGAUGAAAAUUAUUGCAAACUCCCACCUCAAAUCAAGCUUCGGAAUCACGCUCUCGCUCCCUCUUCCUAGCCAUUUAUACUUACUAACAUUUUGAAACAGACGCUUCCCGGCUUCCUCACCUGAAUAUAUGCUACUUUGCUUCAUGCUCCAUGCUUCAUGCAACCACACUCUGGCUGCCAACCUAACGCAACCCUCCUUUAUCUAGGCAUGAGACUGGCAAAGAGAGCACAAAAACUCCCAUAGACGCAUGCAAUAGAGUAUUACAUGGUUUGAUUACAAUCAACGAGUUAACAAAAUUUUAUUUAUUUAAUUAGUAGAUAUUGAGCCAAGUCAUGUAAAGAUUCAUCUGAGUCUUUGAGUCAACCUAACCCAUUUGUGUUGGAUAUGGGCCCUGGAGGCCCACUUGUGGGUAG
Messenger RNA from Magnolia sinica, 785 nucleotides. RefSeq names its product lysophospholipid acyltransferase LPEAT1-like. Lineage: Eukaryota; Viridiplantae; Streptophyta; Magnoliopsida; Magnoliales; Magnoliaceae. Gene Ontology annotation, cellular component: endoplasmic reticulum. The transcript has 5 exons. Gene Ontology annotation, molecular function: lysophosphatidylethanolamine acyltransferase activity. Gene Ontology annotation, biological process: phospholipid metabolic process. The record is from RefSeq and is a predicted model, not a curated record. Bases 1 to 441 code for a protein of 146 amino acids.